GAAUUUUUAGAACUUUUAAGUGCGGAGGAUGUUGUGUACGGUCUUCGCCUUCAGAAGGUAGAAGUACCCACAGCUGUUCGCCGUGGUGAUCCUGUGUGGCUAAACUGUACAUACGAUUUGGAAUCUGACGACUUAUACUCGGUGAAAUGGUACAAAAAUAACGUCGAGUUUUACCGCUACUUACCAAGUGAUGAUCCCCCGGGACAGAAGUACGACCUAUUAGGGGUCUAUGUAAAUCUGAGCCAAUCGAAAUUAGGCAACGUAUACUUGUCAAGUUCGGACUUGAACACAGAAGGAACCUACCGAUGUGAAGUGUCAGCCGAGGCGCCAUCUUUCCAAACAGAAAGAGCUGAAAGAGAACUGCAGGUUUACGGAUUGGUUUGGUUUGAAUUUCGCGCAA
Messenger RNA from Limulus polyphemus (Atlantic horseshoe crab), 400 nucleotides. RefSeq lists its product as uncharacterized. The transcript has 4 exons. The annotation marks the transcript as partial. Lineage: Eukaryota; Metazoa; Arthropoda; Merostomata; Xiphosura; Limulidae. The record is from RefSeq and is a predicted model, not a curated record.